Messenger RNA from Rotaria sordida, 1012 nucleotides. Lineage: Eukaryota; Metazoa; Rotifera; Eurotatoria; Philodinida; Philodinidae. The record is from the annotation of a GenBank genome assembly.
AUCAAUUGACAGCGAUGUUCUUAUUCUAUGCAUUUAUUAUGCAUCUCUUCUUUGUCUUCAAAAAUUAAUUGUUGAUGCGACUGUACCGAAGAAACCACCUAAAAUUAUAGAUUGUACAUAUAUUCAUAAUGCUUUAAUUGAUAAAUAUCAUGUCAAUCCAUUAUGUUUUAUUAUUAUUUAUGCUCUUUCCGGCUGCGAUACUUGCUCAUUUACUCGCAACAUUAGCAAGCGAACUUUUAUGCAAAUCCUACUUGAUACUCCUAAUGAUUUUGCUGAUGUAGAAAAGCUGACUGUUUUACCUACCAGUAGAAACGAUAUUGUUGCUGCUGAAACUUUAUUUGUUCAAUGCUUUUAUUCAAAUCGACGUCGUCGACAAGCAUUGUCUAUAACAUCAGGACCAAAAGCAUCCCAUCGAGUUAUUCACAAAGAUGCAUUAAUAAAUGAAUUACGUGCUAUCAUGGCUAUGAAUGCCUUAAAAAAGAAUUCAACGUCUAUUGUCACAUUAUUACCACCAACACAGGAUGCUUUAUUUUACCACUGCUUACGUGUUUCUAGACAAGUUCAAAUAUGGUUACAAGCGCCUGAUGGUUACAUUAAAUAUCCUGAUUUAGAAGAUAGUGGAUUCCACAUCAUCGAUGGUCGUCCAGAAGUUAAAUGGACAUCAAAACUUCCGUUUCCUAAUGAUCGACAACUUUCUUCUUGUGAAAAACACAAAGGCAAAUGUACUAAAUGUGUAUGUGUUCUAAAUCAAUUACCAUGUACUAUAUUUUGUCAAUGUUCUAUUGACUGUCAGAAUCGGAAAUCGAUUCAAACAGUUACAGCUAAUUUACAAACAGUAACAAAAUCAACAACAGAAAAACAUCUUUUAGUUGCACAUCAAUCAAAAUUUGUAACAGAAUUAUUUGAUCAAGAGUAUUCAAGUGAAGACGAAAUCUACCAUGAAUUAUCUACAUCAACUGAAACUUCCUCAUGUGAUGAGAUAAAUGAAUUAACUGGACGGAUAAAAAGAUAG